AUGAGUCAGCGUGGCCGUGGUUCUUGCCCUAACUGUAAAGCACAGUAUUUUAACCGCUACAAGCCAUCAAAGUGUGGGAUGUGUGGCUAUGCGCUAGGAGGAACAUUUGAACCAUCAACCAAGAAAGUUAAAUAUUCCCCUAAAGCAGUAGAAAUCUCUAAAGGUGUAUACAGCGUUACAACCAGUACACGAGACGAUCGCUGUUUUGUUACCACUGAUGGUAAUUUGUGGUUUUGUAGUCUUGAGGAAUGCAAGAUUGCAAGAUCAGUUCAACACAAUUCAUCACGCUUAGCCGAGUUUAGUUGUCGUCAUAUCGAUGAAGUAAAGUUUUGUGACAAAUCUCCUCCGGUCGCUAUUUUGAAACCGGACUUAGAUAACUUUGUGUGUAGUGAAACUCUCAGAAAUUCCAUACAAGAUGUGCUAAAUGUAGCUGGAUCUAUGCCUAUGGCAAGUGCUGCUGUCCAGGUAUCCGAUGCAAUGUUCUGUGCGUUCGGACCUAUAACAGCAAGUAUAUAAUCCUCUCGGGUACUGCCAUGUCCGCAAAAGUGCAACUGAAUUGAAUCACUUCAUUUGCACCGGAAAAGACUGCAGAGGAUUUGCUGCUAAAGGCAAGCAAGUCAGAACAAAAUCAAUGUGCAUGCAUAUAGCUAUAUUGCAUUCGUGUUUUGUCACCAAUACUUUGGACACGACUGGUGAUACCAACAAUGCAACUUUUGAAGCCGAAUCAUCAACAGAACCUGGGCCUACGGUAAAUUCAAGUGAACUAACUAAACGUCUUUCUACGUUGUCUUUAGCCGAGAAGGUUAAAAUUUUGCCAUAUAUUUUACCCCAUGAUUUGUUGCAGUCAGUAGCAAAGAGAGAUGCUUGUACAUUGCUUGGUGUUGGUGAGAUGUGGCCAAACAGUUUCAUACCUGAUUUGGAAAACUGUCAGCUAUGUGGUUCCGUGUUAGGUGAUACCUGCAUUCAUCCCGGACAAUCUCAAAACAACCCGUGCUAUCUGCUCACAGAACUUAACCCGUUUAAGCAAGUGGAUAUAAAAGUUAAAUUUUGUUCAUCUCGUGAUUGUUAUGCAAUGCAUCAAGCAUCUGUGGAAAAACUAGGUAGGCCAUAACAAUACUAUAUCGGAAAACCUAUAGUUGUGGCAUGUGCCUGUUAAUUCCAGGAACUAUAGUUACCCGGUCAUGUUUAUCUUGACUGUGAACAGCUAACCAUGCAGCUCUGCAUGUUCCAGGCUUUUGCACAGUUAGUAGUUAAGAAAUUAUUGCACCCGCGUGUCACAAAGUCUCAACUUGGAAAAUUACCCUCAUGCACCUCAGGCUCAGCUUGCCCUGACCGUAUCCUAUACUUGUAGAGGCCUUUAUACACUAACCGAAGGUUAUAGGAAAAGCAGCCUUUGGCAGUUUGAGGUGGGGUGUGGGUUUAUGCUCAUUGGAGGCUUAAGGCCCACACAGACCGAACGCGAUUCGACAACGCGCGACGCGAAUUUUUUCAGUUUUUUAAACCAAAUAAAACCGUCAACGGAUAAAAAAUUUACAAGAUAUGCAGACCAGAUAGCUAAAAUUGCUCAAGUGGUUCCGAAUAUUUGAAAAACAUAGAAAAAUAUUAAAGUUAAAUGUUAUUGAAAAUUGAAAAUUUGCGUCGCGUUGCCGAAUCGCGUCCGGCUGUGUGGGCCUUUAUAGAGCGCUUCGGUAAUAAUAGCAAAUGAGAAUUUGUGAUACGGUUGCAUGAUUAUUGAAUUAAUUGCUACAAGACUUUCACUAAGACAUUCAUGAUACUUGCAGCAUGCGAUCAUAUCAUAUUACAUAUAGAACUAAAGUGAACUUGAAAAAAAAUUGUUGAUUUCCUAAUAUGCGCGCGUGCUUCUUUCUAUAUUAUAGGUUUGUUCAACAUCAGUGACAAAGUUUUGGUUUCGCUGGAUAUCCUACUGGAAUUCAGAGAGUUUUUCAAGAUGGGACAUCCUAUAGGAAAUGUUAUUCAUGCAAAGCUUAUAACCCUGACGGCCAAAUGCGAAGAGGUUAGCAGCAAAUAA
Molecule: messenger RNA, 2029 nt
Organism: Paramuricea clavata
Lineage: Eukaryota; Metazoa; Cnidaria; Anthozoa; Malacalcyonacea; Plexauridae
Source: the annotation of a GenBank genome assembly